Messenger RNA from Hippopotamus amphibius kiboko, 360 nucleotides. RefSeq names its product NTF2-related export protein 2-like. Gene Ontology annotation, biological process: protein import into nucleus. Lineage: Eukaryota; Metazoa; Chordata; Mammalia; Artiodactyla; Hippopotamidae. Gene Ontology annotation, cellular component: nuclear pore central transport channel. The record is from RefSeq and is a predicted model, not a curated record. The transcript has a single exon. Bases 16 to 360 code for a protein of 114 amino acids.
AUUUACUAUGAGACAAUGGACAGAAGAGGACGGGCACUAACCAGGCUGCAUCUGGACAAGGCCACUUUAACAUGGAAUGGAAAUGUUGUCACAGGGCUGGAAGCCCUAAUUAAUUUUUUUGAGAUGUUGCUUUCUAGUGAAUUCCAGCUCAGUAUGUUAGAUUGCAAGCCAGUUCAUGAGCAAGCUACUCAGGCCCAGACUACAGUUCUUGUUGUGACCAGUGAAACUAUGAAGUUUGAUGGAAACAAACAACACUACUUCAACAAGAAUUUCCUGCUGACUGCUCAGCCUACUCCUAAUAAAAUCAUGUGGAAGACUACAAGUGACUGCUUCUGUUUUCAAGAUUGGGCUAGUAGUUAA